UCGAAUUGUAUUCCACCAACGGAAUUGUUUUGGAUUCGAAUGUUUUCGAACGAAUAAUGAGAAAAAAUGAAUUCGUUAAGCGUUUUUCUUGUAGUUUUGUUUGUUUUUCACGAUUUGACCAUGUUCAUUUUUACUAAUAAGACUUCCUACCCUUAUAAAAUUGACAAUAAAGUCGUUUUCAAUUUCGACUUUUAUCACGGGGAACUUAAAACAGGAAGAAAAGUUUAUGGAAUUAAUUUCGUCGCCUAUGGGAGAGACUUUGAAUUUCGUCUGAUAGAACAAGAAUCCGUCUUGUAUUCGGCUACAAAAGUUGUUAUUCAUAAAGGUAACGCAUUACAGAAAAUGUAUCUACGAAACAUAGGCGCAUCCCCCGUCAUGAGAGGAAAAUUAAUACAUCAGAACAUUUGGAACGUCAUCGGUUAUGUUUACGAAAAGGAAUUAUUUCUAAUAUUUCAGGAAGGUCCCCAUUUAUAUAUGGUAGAACCACCUCGCUUGCACGUGAAAGAUCAUCAAAUUCAAACCGGAGUCAUUUAUAGAAUGAGAGAUGUGACAAUAAAACCGACUUAUGACGAUGGCAAAGCUGUCUGCGAAGUGAUGAGGGAUGAUGGUUUUCUUAGAUUUAACUAUCGCAGGAAAUCUGAUCGUUUGCAGUUUAGUAAACAAAUUCCAGUUACUGAAACAUUGAAAUCUCAUCAAACCAUGUGCUCUCUGGAAGUGUUAGUCGAUUACACUUAUUUCCAACAUAUGAGCUCGGAUCAUAAGCGUGUGGUUACUGAAGUUCUGUAUUAUAUUGGAAUUGCAGAUGAAAUAUUUCAAAAAAGCGACAUAAAUGAAGACAGAAUACCUGACGGAGUAGGAUUUAAUGUUGAAAAAAUAACGAUUUUCGAAAACAAAGAUGAUCUGGGAAAUCCUUUAUCAAUAGAAACAAAGGAUCACAACGUAUUUCUAGAUUCUUUAUCUCGAUAUCGCCAUCCUUACUGCAUGCUGAUAUGCUUUUGCCACAGAGAUUUUUGGAAACGAAACGAUUGCGUGACUGGAGACGCGAAGAAAAUUGGUGGAAUAUGUCACAAUGUGAACGCAGCUACGAAGAAAAUGAGUAACGUAGCUUUUGUGACCAGUCUAGAAAGAAACACGACGGUACCAAGAUUUAGAGUCACAUUAAAUCUAGUUCAUCAAUUGGGACACGCAUUCGGUUGCAAAGAUGAUGCAUUCAAAGACAAAGAAUGUAGUUCUAAUUACUGGAAUCCACAAAUGGGAAACUACAUCAUGUAUCCAAAAAUUCCCUACAGAAAGAAACCAAACAAUUGGAAAUUUUCACCAUGCUGCUUAAGAUCUAUGAAUAGACGCCUUAAAGACAAAAAUAUCUGUUUGAAAGAAGCCAAUCUUCCAUCCUGCGGCAACGGAAUUGUGGAAGAAUGA
Messenger RNA from Centruroides sculpturatus (bark scorpion), 1419 nucleotides. Its product is annotated as disintegrin and metalloproteinase domain-containing protein 10-like. Gene Ontology annotation, molecular function: metalloendopeptidase activity. The record is from RefSeq and is a predicted model, not a curated record. Gene Ontology annotation, biological process: Notch signaling pathway; membrane protein ectodomain proteolysis. The coding region runs from base 67 to 1419 and encodes 450 amino acids. Lineage: Eukaryota; Metazoa; Arthropoda; Arachnida; Scorpiones; Buthidae. The transcript has 3 exons. Gene Ontology annotation, cellular component: plasma membrane.